AUGCAUGUUUUUUACGCUGUUCAGGCUUUGCGUUCAACAAUCAGUUCAGUUGAGGAACAGGUUUUCAACGAUUACCAGGUGCGUGGAUGGAUCUCAAAAUUCAACGAAAAACACUCAUACACUCAGGCAUGGUAUUUGGAUCAAGUAGUGUACAAAGUAAAAUCAUUCCUGCGCGAGAUGCAAGUCUGUGAGGAGAAUAUCAGGACCGAAAUGCAGUCGGUUUUCUUCAAUGAUACAAUCGCAGAAUUUGUUUACGUAUAUGUAACACCGACACUGAAGCGUUUAGAAGAGCUGUCAAAAAGAAUCGACGUACUAUCGGAAUUACGUGAUUUCCCGAACCGGCCAUUUGCCAUCGAAGAGUUCUGA
Molecule: messenger RNA, 366 nt
Organism: Gongylonema pulchrum
Lineage: Eukaryota; Metazoa; Nematoda; Chromadorea; Rhabditida; Gongylonematidae
Source: the annotation of a GenBank genome assembly